CAAGACACAGUCGAGAGAGAGCGCGCGCGCGCGCGAGAGAGAGAGAGACAGAAGGGGAAGAGGGGAGGGGGGAAGUAGUAUAAAUUUUGGGCAGGUGUGGCUUCCCCAUUCGGUGGUGGCCUGGCCUCACAAGUCACAGCCAUACAGAGAUCACACGCGCACACAGAGAGAGAGAGAGACCACGCGAGCCAAGCGAGGGUCGAGGGGAGAAGCAAACUAGAAGCUAGUAGCAGCUUAGGCUAGUGCUUAGCUGCUGCUUCUGCUUGCUAGCUCCUCCAAUAUUCUUGGCUAGGCUUCAGCUUCGCUUGCGAGCUCAGACGAGCCGAGCCAGCAGCUAGAUAGCAAGCUCGCGGGCGGCCGCUGCCGCACCGUGCGAGCGAAGCAACCUCGCCCCGCGAUCGCCGAGCUCGAUCGAUCGCCGCGGCGCGCCGGCCGGCCGGCGGCGAGCUGCGAUGGAGGAGCAGCUCGGGCCCGUGGCGGUGACGCACCUGCUGCAGCACACGCUGCGGAGCCUCUGCACCGGCGACGCCCCGCAGUGGGUCUACGCCGUCUUCUGGCGCAUCCUGCCCCGGAACUACCCGCCCCCCAAAUGGGAUCUCCCUGGGGCAGCUUACGACCGGACCCGAGGCAACAGGAGGAACUGGAUCCUGGCGUGGGAGGACGGUUUCUGCAACUUCGCGGCGGCGGCGGCGGCAACCUCUGCCGCGUGCGGCGAAGAGGGGGCAGCGGCGGCGGUGGUUGCGUAUGCCGGGGACUGCGAGGCAGCUGUGGCGCCGCAGGAGGCGGCGAAGCAUCACCAGCAGCAGCAGCCGCAGGGGCUGCAGCCUGAGCUGUUCUUCAAGAUGUCCCAUGACAUCUACAACUACGGCGAAGGGCUGAUAGGGAAAGUGGCGGCAGACCACAGCCACAAGUGGGUGUUCAAGGAGCCCCAGGAGAACGAGAUCAACCUCAUCUCCUCCUGGAGCAACCCUGCGGACUCUCAUCCGAGGACGUGGGAGGCGCAGUUCCAGUCCGGAAUCCAGACCAUCGCCCUGAUCGCUGUCAGGGAGGGCGUCGUGCAGCUCGGCUCCAUGAAAAAGGUGGCGGAGGACCUGAGCAACGUCGUGAUGCUGCGCCGCAAGUUCGGGUACCUGGAGAGCAUCCCGGGGGUGCUGCUGCCGCACCCGUCGUCCGCCGGCGUGUUCCCGGGCGGCGGGUGCGUGGGGCCGCCGCCGGACAUCGCACCCGGGUGGCCGGGCAUGAUGCCGCCGCCCGCGGGGCCGCCGUUGGAGCUCUACGACCCCUACGGCGCCGCGGUGGCCGCCGCCGGGCCGGCCGCCGCGGCCGCGUCCAUGCACAUCAUGCCGUCGAUGAGCAGCCUCGAGGCGCUGCUCUCCAAGCUGCCCUCCGUCGUGCCGGCCCCGCAGAUGACGCAGCCGCCAGCCGGACCCGCGCCCGGCGUCGCGCCGACGCCGGCCAACAAGGAGGAGGAGCCCGACGACUACGUGCAGUGCCACGGCGGCAUGGACGUGGCGAGCAACGGCGCCGCCGGCGGCGAGAGCCCGAGCACGAGCGCCGCCGCCGCCGUUACCACCCCGAUGUCGUCCUACUUCGUCAACGUGGGCAGCAGUAGUAACCCCGGCGAGGGGUUUUAGCUCGAGCAACGGUGCUAGCUAGCCCUUGGCUCUCGCAACCGCGCGCGCUCGCGUCUCUAGGCGCCGCAAUGGCAACGGCAACGGCGACGGCGUGCUGGUUGUGCUAAUCUUCUGUCUAGUGCUAAAUCAAUGUCAUUAAUCGUUAUCACUAUAUGGUAAUAGCACCAGUUAACCCAAUCA
Molecule: messenger RNA, 1814 nt
Organism: Setaria italica (foxtail millet)
Lineage: Eukaryota; Viridiplantae; Streptophyta; Magnoliopsida; Poales; Poaceae
Product: protein RICE SALT SENSITIVE 3
Exons: 7
Coding region: 453-1634 (393 amino acids)
Source: RefSeq, a predicted model, not a curated record